UUACAUUUAUCUAUCAUAACAUAUUGAUACCAAUUAAAUUUAUUUAGAAUGUCUAUAAUGCAUGUGUAUUGUAUAUGUAUAAAUUUUAAUAUUUUGAAUAGGUAUUUGGUUAGCUAAACACGUUUAACCUAUUAAUGGUUUUUUAUUUAUAAUUAUACUCUUUCAAGUUGAGUACACUACUUAAGCUCAUUACUUUUUAUAAUUGUCAAUUAUUAAUCAAAAAAAAAACAGGAAUCAUCCAAGUAUUUAAUAACUAAAAUAUUUCCACAAAAAAAUAAAAGUUAUUAUUAAACAAUAAUCCUUUCUUAAAAAAAAAAAUUAUAUUAUGUAAAUAAUUUCAAAUAGAAAUAAAAAAAAAAAAAAACACAGUACAUAAUAUUAUAUUUUACUAUGUUAGUUAAUAAUUUUUAUAAUUUUAUAUCCAUAUUAUCGUAACUCCCUUAACAAUUUAAAAUGUUGGUGCCUUGAUUAGGCUUGCACUGACGAUUUAUUCAACACUAGGUAUGAUUGAUAUGGUUUUAAAAAAAUAGCUUAAAAAGUUAAAAUAUUAUGAAAAUUAUGUAAUUUAUUAAAAAUAAUUAUAUAAACAUAUGUUUAUACCUAAUAAUAACUAUAUAUAAUAAUUAUUCGUUUUUGAACAACAAUAAAUAACAAACAUUAUUAGAAGAUAAAUAGUUAGUAUAUGGACAAACAUCAUCUAUACCUAACAUACCUAUGUGGUAAAUAAUCAUAAAAAAAAAAUAAUAAUUAUACGGGUAUCAAACAAUAUUGAAUAUUUUUCACUCUGAUUAAAAUCUAAAUAUCUAAUAAAUAUCAUUUUCAAAUCAUUACAGAAUAAUUUAUUUGUAGGUAUGAAUUUCAAGGUCAGUGUAGAACAAUAAUAUAUAUUUUUUUAAUAUUAUAUAUAUACUCAUUAUAUAAUUAAUGUCAAUGUAUAACUCUAAAUACUAACUAUAAAUAUAGGUACUUAUAGUAUAGUAGAUACAGUAUGUUAUUAUAAUUUAUAGUUACCUAUUAAUGUAUUAUUAUAUCAAUUUAUAAGCAUAAUACUUUUAACGUAUAUUAUAUUUUUAUACUUAGAUUUUAGAUGUAUUUUUUUUUUUUAUUAUUACAAUGUAUAGCUAAUAAUGGAACCAUAGAUUGGUAGAUAUUUGUGUGACAAUAGGAAUAAUUUAAUUUUAGUUUUAUAAACAUAUCAAAUCUGAAGUAUCUGUAUGUAGUAGGUGUAUAAUAGUUAAGGUAAACAUUUUUAUUUUCUAUUAUAGUUUUUGUAUGUGUACCUACUUACUAUAUGCAUUUCUAUUACCACGCAUUUUUACUAACUAAAUAACAAAACUGUAAUUUUCAACAAUAAUCAAUAUGGUAUUUUUGGUAUUUUUUUUAAUAUUUGUAUCUUCAUUGGAUUCGAUAGAGUCUCGUUAUCCAAUUGUUGUGAAAGAAGCCUCUAGUUGUAUGAAAAAUUCAAAAAUUAACAUAUUUUUGCAAAAAAAUUCAAAUUCCUCGGGUUUAGCAAAUAAAAAUUUUGAUUAUGUUGAAUUUCUAGAAAUAAUUGAACAAAAUAACUUUCAGGUACGAAUCGAGACCCAUCACAGAGGUAUAAGUAACUUAAUCAAGAUACCUUCAUUAAAUGUCCAGAGAACAGAUUUUUGUAAAUAUAUAUCAACAGAUAUAAUAUUUGUACCAAUGGUUCGACAGUUUUUUGAUUUAGAAAAAUUCUGUCCUAUUUCUAAAGGUAAACACGUUGUUUAUAGAAAUACAAUUGUUUCAAAGUAUCGACCUUACAUUCCAUUGGGCUGUUGGAUAAUAAUAACUAGAGUCACCAAAAACGAUUCAAUACCAUUCGCAUGUUUUAAUAUAACAGUUCAAUCAUUGCCAUCAAUGAAAUCUGAACCCUACCAGUGUACAUAAUUGAUUUUUAAUAUGUAUAAUAUGGUAUUUCUCAUUUUGAAUUAUUUCACAUAAUAUAUCACAAAUACUCUUAUACUCACUGUCUCUCUGCUCUUACGGUCUCACUCAUCUUUUAUGUUAUUAUACAGUAUAAUACACUAAGAGAAAUAUUGUACCUAUUAUAGUUACAAUUUUUUUUUAUUAUUACCUUUAACUUAUGUAU
Messenger RNA from Aphis gossypii (cotton aphid), 2110 nucleotides. RefSeq lists its product as uncharacterized. The coding region runs from base 1360 to 1908 and encodes 182 amino acids. NCBI's taxonomy places the organism in Eukaryota, Metazoa, Arthropoda, Insecta, Hemiptera, Aphididae. The transcript has 4 exons. The record is from RefSeq and is a predicted model, not a curated record.